AUGCAACACUCUCAUCGCGAUCACCCAUACGACGAUCAAGGCAAUAGCUAUCCAACUGGUCAUGUAGUCUCACAUCACUCAGACUAUCCAAUAUCACCCUCAUACCCUAACUAUGAUACACAAAGUCAGUACUAUAAUGCACCUCAGCCUCAAUCCAUUCAGGAGGCAAAUAAUCCAUACUAUCGCAGUAUGACACCAGCCCAUUCUCCUCCCCAUCGUUAUUUGACGACUGCCGGACGUGAUCCCCGCUAUUAUAAUCCACAAGGAGUCGUCAGCUCAUCGUCAGCCGUUCCUUCUAGUGUCUACGCCCCUCAAAGCCAAUACUAUAAUGCGUCGUAUCCUCCAGUGGAUCACCGCUCCCCAGCCAGCCCACCACCUCAGUCACAUUUUAUUCCUACACCGUCGGAGAUAGCACACUCGUACUCAAACUAUACCCACCACAUGUCUAUACCCCGCUCCCCUACUGUUCCUCCUCCGGAGAACUACAGAUCCCCCUCUCUUGACUAUCAUGCCUCGUCUCACAUUCCUUCGCAACACUCUCACUCUCACCGUCCUCGCGUCAUGACCGGACGACCACGAACCGUCUCUUCGGCCGCCAGCACUUCUCCGAUUUCCGCGUCCUCUCCUUCCGGGGAACGGUUUCCCUGCGACAAGUGCGGCAAGACUUUUUCUCGAUCCCACGAUAGAAAAAGGCAUCAUGAAACUCAACAUCUCGCGUCGCCAGUCAUUCACCGGUGUCGUUUCUGCGAGAAAGAGUUUAGCAGGUGGCAUAUCUCCGUCCUGGCCUUACUAUAA
Laccaria bicolor S238N-H82 is the source of this 795-nucleotide messenger RNA. RefSeq lists its product as uncharacterized. The transcript has 4 exons. The record is from RefSeq and is a predicted model, not a curated record. Lineage: Eukaryota; Fungi; Basidiomycota; Agaricomycetes; Agaricales; Hydnangiaceae. The coding region runs from base 1 to 795 and encodes 264 amino acids.